AUGCUACUUCUCAAACUCCUUCUCCUUGGAAUAUGGUUAGUAUCAGUAUCUGCUUUCGGAUGGAAGUCCAAAGUGAUCGACGAUUCCACUCCUGGCCAACGACAAAUUGGAAGAAAUCAACACCAGAACACUAAGUCGGAGUUGAUAAAUACUCGAUCUCGCAACAAUGAAUUGUACUCCAGUGCGAUGCUUGAGUUGAAGAGAUUAGAGGAAGAACCGAUUUGCCAUCGAGUAGCUGCACAGCUUUUAAUGAGCAAUUGUGAAGGUUUGGAAGACAUUACUCAAAAAGAAUACGAUUUAUACAGUGGACGUGUUCAAAGGCACUAUGUGGAGAGCCUUGCUGCAAGCCUCGCUAUCUGUGAUAUGGAACGUAGUAGUAUGGUCGUUCCCGAUGCUUGCGAGCCUUUCCGACUUCCAUCUUUAUUACGCGCUUCGCAAGAAGCAGAAGGAAAAUUACAAGUAUCACAGAAUGAGGUUGGAGCCUGCUUGAAGGGACUUGGUAAAGAUCCUUCUCACUGGUUGAGUUGGACUAGUUAUCGGGACAAUUGCCUUUUGAUCUGUCAAGCUGCUCGAUCUGAUAUUGACAAAGAUCAAUCCAUUCUUUUACAAAAAAAGCUUGUGGAGAUCAUGAGUCAAUUUACGGCAGACCUCGAGAACGACCUUCAUGAUCUCAAGCAAAACAUGGCAGAUCAUGCCAGAACAGCAGAUUCUUACUUUGAAGGAGUCAUGACGCAGGCUGAGGCACUCAAGACUAAGGUUGAAGGAGCAUUCGGGAUCAUUUCAUCAGAAGCAUUGGAUGUUGCUAGUGCGCUUCGAUCAAUACUUGGCAGUACUGACGAUAUUCAACGAGUGAUGAAGAAUGUCGUCGAUACUGUUCUUCAAAGCAAUGCCGAGAUGGCCGCUGCACAAGAACAGGCUCUUGUGGCAACAUCUGGCACUGCAAAAUCAAAAUUGGAAAACAUCAACGCAUUGGCAGAAAAUGCCGAAUCAUCCUUCGAGAGACUGACUUACGCGAUUGAUCUCUUGAUCCCGGUGAUCACAUCCAUGAGUGAAAGACAAGACACUUUGGACCAGAGGUUCGAUACACUGAGUAAUGUCGUCGUUAAUAUGACCACUUUGAUCCAGGAUCACUCGGACAGUCUUGAACAAGCCAGCUUUACAGCAACUGGUAUUCGAGAAAGUCUUGGGAAAGCGGCUGAGGCCGCGAAUUCAUGGAACGGUAUCAUGAGUAUGGGUGAACCAUUUGUUAAUAAUGCUCUUCGAAUACUCUUACCCCCGGUCACUCUCUUCUUUGGUAGUCAUGGUCUUCCGCCAUCUUUGUUACGCAAUCUGGGUCUUUUUGUUGGAGGUUGGGCAAUAGCAGAAACCACAAUACAAUUGCGCCAAAUCGAACACUGGAUUCCACGAAUUCAAAGGCCAAGAGCGUUAACACAACUGGCACGAGACAAAGUACUACAAGAGGACACACAAAUCAUCUUCAAGACUUCUGGUACAUUGCACAAUGAUAUUAAUUCAAGCAAUGGAAUCCUAUCAAGCGAGAUAAAAUAG
Molecule: messenger RNA, 1548 nt
Organism: Botrytis porri
Lineage: Eukaryota; Fungi; Ascomycota; Leotiomycetes; Helotiales; Sclerotiniaceae
Exons: 6
Coding region: 1-1548 (515 amino acids)
Biological process (GO): nuclear membrane fusion involved in karyogamy; karyogamy involved in conjugation with cellular fusion
Cellular component (GO): endoplasmic reticulum membrane
Source: RefSeq, a predicted model, not a curated record